Paramacrobiotus metropolitanus is the source of this 1565-nucleotide messenger RNA. Its product is annotated as eukaryotic translation initiation factor 4E-binding protein Mextli homolog. The coding region runs from base 463 to 1206 and encodes 247 amino acids. The record is from RefSeq and is a predicted model, not a curated record. The transcript has 2 exons. Lineage: Eukaryota; Metazoa; Tardigrada; Eutardigrada; Parachela; Macrobiotidae.
UUGCCAAAGCGAGCAUAACAGUUUCAAAGAAAAUGCGGCCGAGAUCUGUGUUACAAAAAUAUUUUAGACCAUCUUUUGGAAGAUCGUUUAUUCCAUCUAACAGCAAACUUCCCUUGAACUCCAACAGGGAAGAUUUUCUAACAGGUUACACAACAUUUUUACUACCUCUUGUCAGACAAGAAGGAGAUCCGUUACCGUGCAAGCAAGCUACGAACUCCAAGCGUCCUGCAUGGUGGAUGCCAAGCUGACAAAAGGAAGACUGAAAGAGCAUUGCUAAAAGAAGUGGAACAAAGAACGAUAUAUGUUACUGCUUCGACCGUACAUCCUCCUAAUUCGCUUGGAUUCAUAUAGCUGAUGCAUAUUUAAAUUUUAAUAACGCCAUCCUUCCCGCCAGUGUAUUCCCAGCCUUAGUCAUUUGUAAAUUUUAUUUCGUGUUUCCUCGUGGAUGAGUACUGUGUUGCCAUGGACGUGGCAUCACAUCCAGGCAAAACGCAAGCGAGCAAGAAGGCGCUGGGUCGCCAUCGAUCGAUCAGCUCAUCUGGUCCAGCGCAUACUGGUUCCCGAUCUCAUCCAUCAUCACCUGUGAAUUUCAUGCCUCCUGGAUCUCACCAGGUCCCCAUAGCAUCAUUGUAUCAGAAUGUAACUGUCCCGUCGUCAUCGUGCCCCUUCAGCUAUCCGAGUUCUCCUGUCAUGGUUUCUCAUGCUGCUCUGCUGCAUAAUAGCGGAAUUCCAGCAUCCAAUCCAGUAUUGCAUGUAAACGCACAACUUCGACAAUCUGCUAUGCAUCGCAACAUUGGCGAAACGAAGCCCAUCCGUGAAGCUGUAUUGCACUCGAAAACUGUGUCCGUGGCGAAGUCGAGUGGAAUGGACAAACACCCAAAGAAAGAAUCUGCACCACGAAAACCAAAGAUGCAUUUGUACGCCAGUCGUAAGUCUGCUAAAAAUGAACCUAAGGAGGAAGAUUUUCCUGUACCUCCGGAUAAUUGGCUGCUAGGGUCGAAUUCCACUGGCGAGACGUCUUCCUCAUCGAGUGAAACGCAGUCUGGAAAUGUGAGCGAAGAUGACUAUGACGAGGAUGGUGUUGUGAAUACGUUGAGUAAUUUUGAGACUCUGACGUCCGUCAUGGCUGCACGCAGUAUGGAUACUGCUGCAACUUGCCAGAUGCUUUCAAUGGGCCUCAAAGCCUUGCUCAAAGUUAGCGCCUAAUGUUUUGUGAAUACAUAGUUUUUUGAGUUUUGCAGACCCGUUACAAGAGUUACUUAAGUUUUUGAAAAGUUUUUCUUCAAAACGAUGUAUUGGUGCUUUAAUUCUCGUUGGUUGCGGUAUUUCUCGGCUGUCGAUAGGUUUAUUUUAACUUUGUGAUUAUCUUUGAUGCGUUGAACACUUUUCCUCCUUUUUCAUUUUGUUAUGUGUUCCAUUGUAGGUCUCCGGUAGAUUUUGUAGAAAAUGGAUGUUGUUGCAGUAGAUUUUAGAUUGUUUUGAGAAGGACUUCGGUUCAAACACAAAAGCAAUAAAAAAAUUUGCGACUGCUCAAAUGAGCAGUCGAGGGCCUAACCGGUCCGAAA